AGUGCGGGACCGCAGCCCCGCUCGGGCUCCCGGCGCUUCUAGGCUCACUGGAGUCUGGAGCCAUGGGCAGCCGGGCCUCCUUCGCCGCUGCCGCCUCAGCUUUUCUCCUCGUUGUUUUCGGCCCUCUCCUGCGGAGUGAGGUGGCAGCUGCUCCCCAUCUGCCUCGGGCCGCCCAGUCCCUCCGGCUGUCUAGCUUGCCCAGCCGCGCCCCCGCCCCCGCCGCAGGACUCAGCUACAAGACCCACUAUCUGGUCCAGCAGGUUGAUCAUUUUGGAUUUGAUGUUAAUUUAACAUUUAAACAACGGUACCUAAUAGCAGAUCAAUACUGGAAGAAUGAUAAUGGUGUAAUACUUUUCUACACUGGAAAUGAAGGGGACAUUACCUGGUUUUGCAAAAAUACGGGCUUCAUGUGGGAUGUGGCUGAGGAGCUGAAGUCCAUGCUGGUGUUUGCUGAACAUCGCUACUAUGGAGAAUCCUUACCCUUUGGUAACCAGUCAUUUAGUGAUUCCAAGCACUUGAAUUAUCUGACAGCAGAGCAGGCUCUGGCUGACUUUGCAGUUUUAAUUGAAUACUUGAAAAAAACAAUUCCAGGUGCUAAAAAUAGUCCUGUUAUUGCUAUAGGAGGCUCAUAUGGAGGGAUGCUUGCUGCCUGGUUCAGAAUGAAAUAUCCUCAUAUUGUGAUUGGAGCUCUUGCAGCCUCUGCUCCCAUCUGGCAAUUUACAGAUUUGGUCUCUUGUGGAAAAUUUUUUGAAAUUGUAACCAAUGAUUUCAAGAAAAGUGGCUCUAAGUGUUCAGAAACCAUCCAGGAUUCCUGGAAAGCAAUUGAUAGACUGGCAUCCACAGGUGAAGGUUUGCAGUGGAUUUCUGAAGCAUUUCACCUGUGCAAUCCAUUAAGAAGCCAAAUGGAUGUAAUCAUGUUGAAAUCAUGGCUAGCUGAAACAUGGGUGAAUCUGGCAAUGGUGGAUUAUCCAUAUAGUUCAAACUUUUUAAUGCCUUUGCCUGCUUGGCCUAUUAAGGAGGUGUGCAAAUAUUUGACAGAUUCCCAUGCAUCAGAUAAAGUGUUAGUACAGAAUAUUUUCAAGGCGGUGAAUAUUUAUUACAAUUAUUCUGGAGAAGCAAGCUGCCUGAAUACCUCACAAACAGCAACAAGCAGUCUUGGGAUCCAGGGUUGGAGCUAUCAGGCCUGCACAGAAAUGGUGAUGCCCAUAUGUGCCACUGGUAUCAGUGAUAUGUUUGAACCUCAGGCAUGGGACUUUGUUGCAUAUUCUGACCAGUGUUUCCAAGAAUGGGGUGUGAGACCUAGACCCUUAUGGAUUCCAACUGUGUUUGGUGGUAAAAACAUCAGUUCACAUAGUAACAUUAUCUUCAGUAAUGGUGCAUUGGAUCCUUGGUAUUCAGGUGGAGUGAAUGAGAACAUCACAGAUACUCUUGUCUCAAUAGUCAUCCCAGAUGGGGCCCAUCAUUUAGAUCUACGUGCCAGGAAUGCUGAUGACCCUGAGUCAGUGCGGUUAGCUCGAAUCAUGGAAGUUGAUUACAUGAAGAAAUGGAUCACACAGUUUCGGAGUCAUCACUGAAAAGUGUCAUGGAUGCAAUGAAAUAAUGUCAUGAUUUUUUUCCAAACCAUCACCCUUUGUACUUUUUCUGUACAUUCUUUUUUCCAUUAGUAGAUUGGGGACCAGAGAGAAAAAAUAUCUGUAAUUACAUUUCCUCCAUGAGAUUUUUAUUUUGCGAGGUGUUGGACUUCCAAUCUCUGUGUCCAUAAAGCGGUUCUUUUCAGUUUUUACAAAUUGCCUGAAAUCUAAGGUGGUGUGUUUACUCUGAAUAUCAGGAUCCUGAUUGUCCUAGAAAAAAGAAGUGACCAUCCUGAGGGAAAAUUUGAUUAAUGUUGGGUUUUUGAUUCUUUAAUGUUUCAAUUUUUCAUAUCACUUUUUCACUUCUCACCAGAGAAUUUUGCAAAAACAAAUCAACAGACAAACUAGAAAUGUUAUUAAGGGCAGAGGGGUGAUGAGAAUAUACCUGCUCUUGUGAAAAAUCUUCAAAACAGGCCUUUAACAGGCUACCUCUAGAACAUGGAAAACAUUUCUCUUGUUCUGCAGUUGUUAACCAAGGUUGUAAGUUAAGUUGUGCCAUUGUAAAUAGGGAAUAGGGCUGGGCCUUAUACCUGUUUGUUUAUAUUAAAGUAUGUGCCAGCUGUCUUUUAAUACACAUAUUUAGUUUG
Messenger RNA from Antechinus flavipes (yellow-footed antechinus), 2218 nucleotides. It is a transcript of the gene PRCP, whose product is annotated as prolylcarboxypeptidase. Gene Ontology annotation, molecular function: serine-type exopeptidase activity; dipeptidyl-peptidase activity. The record is from RefSeq and is a predicted model, not a curated record. NCBI's taxonomy places the organism in Eukaryota, Metazoa, Chordata, Mammalia, Dasyuromorphia, Dasyuridae. Gene Ontology annotation, biological process: proteolysis; regulation of blood vessel endothelial cell migration; negative regulation of systemic arterial blood pressure. The coding region runs from base 63 to 1574 and encodes 503 amino acids. The transcript has 9 exons.